This is a messenger RNA of Didymosphaeria variabile, 5262 nucleotides long. RefSeq lists its product as uncharacterized. NCBI's taxonomy places the organism in Eukaryota, Fungi, Ascomycota, Dothideomycetes, Pleosporales, Didymosphaeriaceae. Bases 1 to 5262 code for a protein of 1753 amino acids. The record is from RefSeq and is a predicted model, not a curated record. The transcript has 6 exons.
AUGUCUGACAGAAAAGGGAAGCAGCCAGUCAGCUCCCAUCGUCCAUCACAACUGCGAAACGAAAUCAUCCCUGACUCUAGCGACAAUGAGCGUGUCGUCAAUGAGAGUGUCGUUCAGGUACCCGAUAGUGACACUGUCGUUCUUGAGACACAGUAUGACCCACAACCCGCGUAUAUUCCCAAUGGCUCCGAGCACGACCGUGGAAAUAUCUGGAGGCAGAGCUCAGAGCAGCCGAACACGGCAGACGAAGCUCUUCUCUCGCGUUGCGGGCUUUCGAAGAAAACCGGAUUAACAGUAGACUCCACGUUUGUAGUCAAGCAACUCGAGAGGCCGAAAGAGGUACAAGGAACUGCUUUCUCAUUCGCAAGUCCAAGUUUCGUCACUAGACCUGCGCGGCAAGUGCCUCUCACAUUGGGCACACAUGAGAACGCGACGUUUACUCCGAAACCGUCUGCUUCUACAACCCAGAGCACUGCUUCUCGGCAUGUCGAUGGGAUUUCAGCGAAUGAACCUAAGGAACUUGAGCAGUUCCCUGAAAUGUCUGUCGUGCAUUCUAAUAAUCCAGUCCAUCAAGGCUCUCAGGCGGUGCAGGCUUCAUUCGUGCCUCUUGAGAUAGACACAACUGCUGCAUCAGGUGUGGACCCCGCAUCUGCAGCUUUCAAGCAGCCCGUUGGUGAUCUCAUUACCGAACAUCAUCCAGCUCAAAAUGAUCGCCCAGCCGAGGGGUUGCGUUCCGAACGCCGUGCUAAGGGAAAGAAGACGAAGAAGGGACGGAAAUCGAAGCUGCGCCCCACUGAUGCCACUGCUAUGGUUGCCACCGCCGCUUGGCCGCUGGAUUCCCAGCACCAUGAUCUUGCUACCUCAGAGCAUACCCCUACGACCAAAAAGGACCAGGUGUGUCCGGAAUCGCAAGAGAAACAGGCGUCUAUUCCGAGGGACGAGUACGCAAUGGCAGAGGAAUCACCUCAGUCCCACCAUUCUGCAGCCGCACCUAUAGCUUUGCAUAACGCAAGAAACGAUCAUGAAACUUCUCAAUCUCAAGACUACUCAAUGACCAUACUUCCCGUAGAAGCUAUGGAAGCGACACCUGGCCAAACACCUUUACGGCCCAACGAUAAGACCAUGUCCUUCGAACCUCAAAACAGCCCACCCGCGCAUGCUGUAUCGAGUGGCCAUGAUGGGGACACGGAGAAUGGCUCAGGACAUCAUGAUACCCGCUGCGUCAGUAAAUCCCAGACUGUCGCACGUAGGCAUCUGGAGGCAGAGAACCGUACUGUCAUGCACGAGACUUCCGGUAAUGAAGGCAUCCAACCGGUGUGGCAUGAUCAUGACAGCAUAACGGAGGCGACUUUGAACUUCAAAGAAGCUCAUGGUCCGACGAGCGACAUCCAAGACUUGGCCCAACCAGAGGCUUCUGCUGCCCGUGCCAGCCCUUCUCACUCUCAAGCCCAAAGCAAUGUCUCUGAAGCUCAUAACGGAUCUAACCACUUGUCCCAACCGCAGCAAGUCCACGAUUCCAUGCUCCACGAGAAAAUGGGCCGAGACUCGUCCAACCGCGUCAGCAAAUUGCGAACCAAGAAGCGCACGAAGGGCCCAUCAACACCUCCAGACUUGAGGAAUCUCGACCACGGGACGACUCUCCCUACGUCUCCUGAUAAUGAAGUCAUACUGAACAUGAUGGCCAUGUGUCUUCGUGCUGGCGAUACUAAGGCGCGCAAUAUUGUUGACACCAAUGCAAAAGCCCAUGAUGAUGCUGUCGCUUCAUUACGGGAGACCAUUGGCCAACAGAAUAACUUCAUCCAAAAUCUACAGGCUCGAAACGAUGGCCUUCACGGUAGGGUACAGAAGUUAUCCGAGUCGACCACUCAGUUGCAGAAGUAUGUGAAAGGCAUGGAAGGCGACUACGCUAGGCUCAAGAGCCAAGCCGAAGCCCACCGCAAGACGUGCGACAGGCUUGUGAGGGAUUCAAUUCACGAACCUGAACAAGAGAGAUCAGUGCUGAAGCGUGAAUUCGUAAAGACCGUCGACGCUUUGAGCUCCAGCCAGCGACACAUGAGAGCCGCGAUGAACGACUGCUUCAGCCAGCUCAUGUCUUCCGAAAACAAGUACCUUGCUGUCAGCAAGCAACUGCACAAGCUGACUGCCGAUUAUGAUGAGGAAAAGAAGAAGAGUUUGAAUUUUGAGCAACAAAUCUUGCCUGCUGUUCAAGCCAUACAGGCUAGUCUGGAUGAGAACCAAACAGUCAUAUUGGAGAAGGUGGGUAAAGUUCAACGCUCUUUGGAUGACACUUCGGCAGAAAAAGAGCGGGACGUCCGUCUGAAAGAAUGUUUAGACGCCCUUCGUAGCCUUCAAGCUAAUCCAGCACUUACCAUACACGACGUACGGAAAGCGGAAGCCAUGCUGCGGUUCAUCCAUGAAAGCAUUGGCUCCAAGAUGAGCGACAUCACUCGGUCCGUGGAGAAGAUCCAGGAUCCUACCGAAGAUAUUCGAGCCUACAUUGGAGACCAGCUUGCUACGCUACGUGAGGAUGUCUUGAGAAAUGAGGAUGUAUCUGAAGAAUGUCAAAAAACGCAGCAGUCCAAAGAGCACUUCCUCCAGCAGUUGGAAGUGCAAAAGGAACAGUGCGCGAAGCUCGAGGGGGCGAUACGUAGCUCCCGGCAGCAAGAGGCGGAUGCGAAAGCUCGAUGCUCUUUUCUAGAGUCUGAGCUUGAGGCCUGGAAAGGGAAGUCGUGCAAUCACGACAGUGACUCCGCUCAAAUUGAAGAAGAGGCAGGAAAUCUUCGACAACAGCUCGAGAAAGCCAGGGAAGAUUUACGAGGAGAGCUCACUGAGCUCGGUCGUGUUCAACAAAGACUGGAGGAUCAAGCAAUGGAAAUGUCCAUUAUAAAGGCGACUCUGGAUGAGAAAGAGGCCUCAUAUCAGGUAUACAUCAACAAGAUCACACAGGAAAGAGCUGCUAAGAUUGGCCUUCUUCGAGAGUCCCAAAUCGAGAAGGAUAAGUUGGCCGGUGAUCUAAGCCACGCCGAAAGCAAGAUCCGCGAACUGGCUUCCGAAGCUGAAAAGGUGCGUGGUGCAAACAUCCACAUGAAGAAAGAUUUGCAGAAGGCUCAAUCGGCUGCCCAAGAAGCAUCUUCUUUGGCUCCCGAGCUUGCGGACCUUAAGAGACGACUUACAGAGAAAUCGGACGAGGCUCAAUCGGCUACUGAUGAGGCGGCUUUGAUGUCUUCUCAGCUCAUAACCCUCAAACAACGGAUGGCGCAAGCGUCGGAAGCGCAACGCUCCAAGGAGGAAGAUCUCAAGAACACCCAGGCGGAGCUUACACGUCUGGUCAACGAAGCAGCAGAUCUUUCUCGAGAGAAGCACCAAAUCAAGAACCAACUCAAUGAACAUGUGUCAACUAUUGCAGAUCUCAAAGAGAAGAUCGGUACCGCGCACAGGGCACAGGAGAAGAGCGCUGCAUCAGUGAAACAAUUGCAAAGCAGUACAGAAGUGAUGCGGAAGGAUAAGGAUCAAUUGGCGCUACAGAUUUCUGCGGAGCAAUCCAAGGUGAAAACUUUGAGGAAGGAAAUGGAUGCUCGAGAAAACACACGUCGGAAAGACAUGGAUGCGUUGGAUAGCUUGCAACAUCGACUGGAAAAUCUACACGAAGAGAAGCAAGAGUUGGAAUUCAAACUGGGACGUUCUCGCGCUACUGAGAUCAAGUUGAGCGAAGCUCAAGCGGUGUACUCCUCCGAGAAGGAGGGCCUACAGCUCGAAUUGGCGAAAUUGCAAGCAUCCUUGGAAGUCAAGAACGAUGAGCUGCGACGCACAAAAGCCGACUAUAUCGAGAAGUCAAAAAAGGCUGAAGAGGAUUACGCUGGCAGGUCUAACGAACUUAAGCGACGCAUUAGCCAAACUGAAACAGCCUUGAAAGCGGCAGAGAAGACUGCAGAGCACAAGAGUCGUGAGCUUGAGGCCCACAAGGAGGCUACCUUGAAGAAGUUUGAAUUGCUCGUUCAGGAGGCUCAGAAUCAAGAGAGCUUCCGGCAGGGAAUACACAGGAAGCCCCAACACGAGCUGUUCGUACGGGACCCACGACUCCAAGAAUCGUCUUCGAUGCAUGCGGUCGGGUCUCAACCACAGCGGCCACACUCCGUCGCAGACGUGGGUGCAUGUCACGAGGAGCCUUUCGAGACUAGAGUGACGAAGGCGAGGAAAAAGCCUAACCGGGGGAACUUGACGGUCCUGAACGUUGCAGAUUCCUCGCACACCCAGUCAACACCGCUUUUGCGACUACCUAACGCCGUGUUAGACGUCCAUCACGAUGCAGAAGAAGGUAAUGCCCACAGAGGUUUUAUCCAUGCUGCAGUUACGAAUGAGUUUGGUGCUCGGGAGAUGCUCGACGAGAAUGGCAUCUCAUCCAUAGAACCUGCUGGAGACGAGUCUCAAGAGCCGCAGCGUGCGCUAGUCUGUUCCGCAGGGGCUUUCGAUCACAGCAUGAAGGCCAUGACCAGGCCCAGAACAGCGGAGACUUCGUCUAGUGUACUCUCUGAUCCUCUAUCGUCUGACGAUUUGAUUGACAUGGAUCCACUCGAGCAAGGCACUGUACCUGUCAGCCUUGGCAAUGGUUACGGACGCUUCAAGCUUGAGGAGGGUCCGCGAGGGGAUCAAUACCACGGGACACCACAUCGCUCUUCUCGCCAUUCUCUACACGGAGCGUCUUCUCUGCCUCAAGACCGUCCCAAGUCGCAGGCAAAUACCGGCUCCAGGAUGCUUCCACCAGCCACACCUACUGUAUCUUCCACAAAGAACUAUCGGUCUCCCGCGAAUGCAGGACUUCGUAUCCCGGCGAAGAGCGCACGAACUGGAGACGAAGCUCAAUUUGGAAACACCGUAUCCAGCUCACCCGACUAUGUCCAUCGCCCUGUGUCCAAUCAAAAGACAUAUGGUAAUUACAGCAAUCCGUCUGCAGAGUCGCUUGCUGGUACACCAUCCAGAAUAUCUCGUCCAAGUGUACACAGUCCAACGAAAAAGCGGAAGGGGCCGGGAGGUGGUGCUUCGGAGAAUGCGCCAUCGAAGCGUCUUCGCGCCUCACCCCGUGUGAGCUCGUCACAGUCAACGCUGUCUUCCCAGCCUGCCCAAAUUUCUCAGAUUCAAUCCCAAAGCCCCUGCAUCAUGCCAAAUCCACGCACUCGCCGUUCCAAGGGUCGAAGGCGUAGCGACGAAUUCGACGCAAUGUUUGACCGGGAGCUCCAGACGGGACCCAGUCGCCGGCCGCGUUGA